AGCUGGAUUUAUUUUUAGUUCUUGUUCUACUACAAAAUGUCUCACUCUCCUAUUUGCAAUGCACAAAUGUAUAUACCGAUCUUGGCUGCAAAAAUUUAAUCUAUCUUUUCUCUCUCUCUCUGUCACACCAUUUCCGCGAUCGGUCGUUUCUUGCCGUACGCCGACUCUGUGGGUCCCCAAAGUUCGUCAUUUGGUUCCCGGAUCUGGAAGAUCAUUGCAAGUUUCUUGUUCUCCUUCUACAUUAUCAUUUAUCAAGUUGUUUCCAUACCAGCACGAUUCACAGAAUUUUCGCCCUAGAGCACGACUCAGGCAGUUGCGCCGUGGUCCGGACGGGUUAUUACGCACAGGUGGUGGAUAUCGAUAAUAUCAGUAUCUUCUCCCCAGUGUGGGAACGAAAACGACUUCUACCAGCAGUGCCGCGAAUGGAACAACUGCGUGGACCGCGACGAUGUCGUUCCAGUAGUUUUACUUUUUUUGCGCGAGGAAAUACAAGAGGCGCCGGUCCUCGUAUGAUCGAAUCUGUUACCUCCACCUAUUCCGCGGCGCCAGCCGUGGCAGCGCCCGGUGAAGCAAAACAUGAUCCUGUGGUUUUUGAUGACCGGCCUCGCGGCACGAUGGAUCGGCGAGAAUCCUCGGCGGGAUUCCUUUUCUUGAGGAGAGCUAGGAACAAAGAAGGAGUCGACCUAGUCGGUCCUUCUCGUCGUUUUUGUAGUUGCGGAAAGGUGGACGUCGACAACCUGAAGAUGUGCGACCUCCACUUGGCGAACGACCAUGGCCACGCAAGAAGGUCCGCCUUUACUGAGGACAGCACAGCGCCAGCGCAUCUUCGACAAGUAGUUCCUCUCCACGGUGGCAGCAGCAGGAGUAGAGGAACCCACCCCGCAAGAAGACACUACACAGCACGACCCGUCGUGUCUUCGCUGCCGUCCGAAAGUUAUCGUAUGAAAUGCGGCGCCUUUCCGCCCCGCCAAGGUGGAGAACGACCCGCUGAUCUCCGCGGCUCUUCCUUGAGAAGUUGUCCAUCAAGAAAGAGGACUCGUAGCGCACCACUAGGUGAAGUAGACAUCACCUACGCACCUUCGCCUUUCGGGGACAGUGAGGUCGUGGAUGGACAACCUCUUGCUGUUAUCCCGUGUACAAGAAACGACGUACGCAGUGCCCUACAUCACUUGCUCUUGCGUGGUUUACAUUUAGAUUUACAAUGCACAUUCGCAUGAUGCGGUGAACAACCAUGAUCUCGCCUGCAGCUCGUCCCUCCAAUUUAUUACUACGGCCGCCAAUUUCUCCGUGUUACGUGCUCUGAUCAGAACAUUGAGACAAGAGGUUGCUCUUUGUGAUGCGCGUCCUGGAUUUUUACCGCCGCGGCGGCGCCACGACUAAAUCUAAGGCUCCUCAUCAUGCACACACGUCACACGCCCCCGUGAGUCCCAAAACUAUUCUGGACUAGUAGUCGAGCAGAUUUUUUCUCAUCUUGUUGACCUUUAUGGCGUAGUAUCUAUUACGGGUAAAGUCGGUUUUUACACGGGAUCAUGAUUGCGACUAGUAAGGUGCAAGGCGCGACGAUGGAGGUGCGACUGUGGAACUCAGGUUCCGAGACGAGGAUGGAGACCCCCGACGAGGAAAAGCACGAAUUGCAUAGAAAUGGUCGUGCUCCACGGUGCCCUGCUUUCACGGCAAGAAGUCGCAGCACGCCGCCCAUCAAGCAUCAAGCACGCCGCCGAAGAAAAAGUAGAAAGAGAACAACCAACUCCACAAAAACCCGAUCGACGGACGUGGAGGAAACUGGCUCCCGGAUGAAGAUCAGCACCCGGCAUGACGAUGUUCCGUGCCAUCACCAUCGCCCCGGCCGCACUCGUGGAAGUUUUUCUUUUCCGACUUUGCUAACCAGACCGAAGAUAAAGAUGCGGACACUCGGCACCAGAUGGGAACCCGCACCAGCACCCCGGUCGUGGAAAAAAACUUGCGCGAGCGCGGUGACUGAAGAUGAUAACUUUUUUAGCAGUAGUAGUCACAGACGCUCGUCCUCGUGGAGCAGGAUUUUCUUUCCUAAUGUGGCCGCCCGCAGUUGUCAGCAAGAACUUCGAAACGGCGCCCAAAUUUGUGCUACUCGUGUACGAGGUGGAAGCGAGCAGGCGGAGAAUGGACCUCCGUGUCGCCCCUUCAGCUCCGGGGCCUGUUCUUCGCCGGAUUGUGCAAGUAAGGUAGCCAGGGCAUUUUUCACCCUGCAGCCGCCGCGGCGACCACAUGAAGGCACGAGAAGACCCUCUCGUGACAGCAACGAUAGAAAACGGGAGUGCAGCUCUUUUCUGGUGCCCCAAGAGAACGACAAACAGCCUGCAGUUUUUCAUCUGGCACGACAGAAAAGAAGCAGCAGGUCUUGCAAAACCGCAACGUCUAGCACUUCGUCCUCUGUCUCUGCUUCGCAGACGACUACCCCAGGUUGCCCGCGUCCAACGUCGGCGAAUACAAAGAUCUCAGCGGGGAAUAAGAAGAACACAAGCAGUGCUGAGCUGCAGGUGUCCCCCUCGUCUCGACCACGCCGGAAAAGAAAAACUCCCUCAGAGGAACCGGGAUCAAAUGAUCGAUCUGAAACUUCGUCUGAGUCAAGACAUAAACAUCUUCCAGAUGGAAAAAUUGUACAAGACCCAGCGGAACAGAAGAAAACGAAGCCGCUACACUUGCGACCAUGGUCGUCUUCUUCAGGCCUCACCGCAGUCCUCAUUCACUUUUGCGCGACCGCGAGCCUGCUGCAUCUUUUCCUGUGGGAGAACAAUUCGCACUCAAAGAUUACAGUCGCUACUACUUGUAGUUCCACGCAAGAACGAAGUCACUGUUUAUUUGGCACACCACCCUUGUUCAGCGCUGCCCUCGCUGCGACCGCCCCUGCAGGCGCGGCCACCGGAGGGGCAAGUAGUACGACGGCGACGACGACCACGACCAGCAACGCUCUGCCCUACGACCUCAUCAUGCCGGCUCUGCGCAAUUUGACCGAGGACCAACUGGCGGAGAGCUCGGUAUGCAUAAUCGCGAAUAUGUCUACGGUCUAGAAUAAAGAUGCAGAUCAUUGUCAUGCGGAUUUAUUUUGCAUGUCCCGCGAUGUUUGCGUUUGCAAGGUAGUCUAGCAUCACAGGUUCAGCAGGGUCUCUGCAAUGACUACCUUGCUGUGUGAGAAAGUCCAAAAUGACACUGGGCAUCUUUUCCUCCUAUAUGCAAGACAGAGGCUUUGUGUGACCCGCAACAGGCAUCACAAAUUUCAGACCCAGACUUGUUUGCAAUGGAUACUCGGGGCUCAUCGACAUAUCCAAAUCUACCUGUUGGGUCGGCCAAUUUACCGCCGACGCCUGCUUAUCCACUGCAAAGGUGUCUACGUGUCGUGGAACAUUGCAACUUGUGACGCUGGUGGAGCUUGUUUGUCUGGAGUAAACAAAAAAUCUAGAAUCUGUCUUGCAUACCUAGCAAAAAGAACCCGCUUUUUGUCUCCCAAAUAGGGCGUUUCUCAUGCAGCCUUGGCAUGGAAAAGCCUCACCGGAGGUUGUCAUGCUCUGUGCACACUCCAGACCGACCGUCCUGCAGGUCCAAACUACUAAAGUGCAGGAAAAGCGUCUGCACUCUUCCACACCCAGACAUGUUUGCAGGUGAUGUUGCUGCCGCUUUCAGAAUCCAGACUGCUGGGACGAACACAUGACCAUGGGAUAUGGCUUGCAAAUAUUGUGGGUCCGAAAGAAUUCCAACUUGUGAUGCGAACUCCAAAUCAUAAGAUGAAAUUUGCGCUGCAACAACGCGAAGAGCUGCCCACUUCUUGCUACGCGAAUAGGGAGUUUCUUAUACGGGGCGUGCAUCAAAAAGCCCGCGCAAAAGCUGCAAUGCCGUUGCGUGCACUCCAGAUCUGAUCAUAUGCCUCGUCCGCAAGAUGCAUGACAAACUAGCCGCGCCGCGCACUUCCAGACCCAGACCUAUUUGCAAUGCAUAUGGCAGAAUGUAACAAGCUGAAAAUGAGAUCAUCAACAAACAAAUUCUUCUCUCGUCGAAGGUUGGAAUGAACUAACAAACAAACAUGAACUAGGUUUUUACGAGAUUGAGAAAUGCGAAACCUACUUUACAUUGAGCGGCCAGCGCAACAAGGAUGAAGAUUCGACCGUAUCGCCACAAAGAAUAUCAUGGAACUACAGGUUGCCCCAAUUCCGACUGUUGGGAGGGUGCCUACAACUACGAAUUCUGCUGCAGUGGGGGCCCGCGUGGAAACCCGCAGUGCUGGGGGGACGUGUACAACUACGAACGGUGCUGCGCGCUGACCGAGCCGAGUACCUUACGCAUUGCAAAUAUGUAUCUCCGGGCCUGCCUGGAAAGCGAAAGACGUAAACAACUUGGUCUGAUGCUAAGUCUGGAAUGGACGAAAAUCUGUCUUUUUUCAUAGUCAGCACAAAGCGUUGCUUUCUUCCUCCUGAAGCGGGCACUCUUCGUCCUACGGGCUAGGCAUGGACAUAAAUCGUUCUCGGCCCUUCUCGUUCUCAUGCUCUGCGUGCAUGAUUAUUGAUCUACUUCUUGCAGUUCACCAAAUCCCAGAAUGAUUCUUCCAGGAGGAGGAGACCCAGACAUGCUUGCAGUUGAUAAACCUCGUGGGUGGACAACCUCUUCAACGGACAGUCCACGGACAGCUUCUACUCCUUAUGAGACUGCACGACAACUCCCCCUCAUUUGUAUAGCAUGAAUGGCAAUACGAAUACGAGCGUCAGCAAGAAUGCCGGUUUAACAUGACAAAUUUGCACUGGAUUGUAGUGCUAUUGAGGCCGCUAGAACUUGUCACGCAAACAGUGCCAAGACACGCGGCGCACCCAGAAUUUGGUAUUCUGCAUGACAAACGAGGGGAAUUGUGCACAAUCAUACUCCUUUGACGAGUUUUACAAUGACGCGCAAUACGGCCCCGACUUUGGGUACUAUUCCACCGGCCGGGUAAUGGGCGCCGGGAAGCUCGCCCCGGACGCAAACGAGUUUGCGCACUUUACCACCUAUCAAAUGUAAAAACGUCUGGGUCUGGAAGAUUCUGAGACUUGUCAUGCAUGUUUUGCAUUGGCCAUGAUGUCUGUGAUGCAUGCCCUAGCGUCACAUAUUUUUUGAGGGCUUCGCGAUGCCUAUUCCGCGUGACAAAUGCCCUCUCCGCGUAGCAAAAAUUGCGUUCCCUUUGCUGCUCAUGCAAUACAGAUUUUUUUGGAAUCCAAAUUCAGCAUCACAAGUUGCAUACUUCCAGACCCAGACACUUUUACAUUUGAUACCACCUUUCCCAUGGCCAUCGCCCCGCACUUCGGCCGCGUGCUCAUGCGCGCCGUGUACCUUAUCAAGUACAAAUAGGUCUGGGUCUGGCAAGCUGGAACUUGUAAAUGCGUAUCGUGCAUUUCUGACAAAGUUGUGCUGCGGGAACAGUAGAAGCGGAGCUUACUUUCUCAUGCAAUUAUCGAAAUCUGUGAUGCGUGCUAUGUAUUUAUUAGAAGCCAUUCCAAAAACCUGUCGCGCUUGCCUGCCAUUGCAAGCGUCCUAAUCAUCCGCAAAGCAGCUGCAUCACAACUUGCCAGAAGAACGCCACGAGACAGUUUUGCAAUGCAUAUGCCUAAUGUGGAGGCGAAAACGCAGAAUGGAGCUCGCCCUCGAGGCCAACGCGCGCGGAGCAGAAGGACUCCCAGGGCACCACGACGCGUCGUCCUCACCUCAGGUAGAUGGGGAUCAUAGUACCGGAGCUCUGUCUAAGAAUACCUCCACGGAGGAAAUAUUUCAGGUGGUGGAGAUGGGUGCGGGUUCGGGACAGCUGGGCAAGGACAUCCGGGACUGCGUACUGGAAAACUGCUUGGGGCUGAGCCCCAAGCUCGACCGGGAAUGGAAGGCAGCCUUUCGCUACACGAUUCUGGAACGCAGCCCGGCGCUCGCGGAGCGCCAGCGCGAACGCGGGCUGGAGGUCAUCGUGCAGGACGCGCAGACGCUCAGUGCCUGCGAAGACUUCAAGAGCAAAGCGAAGAGGCCAAGUAAGAUAAAAGUACAACUUGCUUUGUGGUAUUAACUAAAACGUCCUUAUUUCUCGGUGAAAACGAAAAGGAAAACUGAUGUAUUUUGGAUUUACACUUUGUAAGCACCGCAUUCUUCUUUCAGAUUUCACGGCCAACGCUGUCAUUUCCAAUGAGCUCAUCGACGCUUUCGCCCCUGUGAAGCUGAAGCUUUCGGUUUUCGACCUGGACAAUGUGGACCCCGCUCGCUGCAGUUCCUGGACAGAGAUGAAAUUGCUUCACCUCAUCAAGAUUCGGGUAUUAUCUUGUUCCUAUCAAUAUCAAUAUGCUAAUAAAAUCAAGGUAGUAGUGAUGACGCUACUAGUACCUGCAGAUUAAUUAUUUCUCUGCUUCCUCACAGAGAAAAAACUCGUCCGCGUUGGACUAGUUCUAGCGAUUUUUAGUGCUGCGCUUUCAAAGGAACUAGCUUUGUGUAUUUCGCAGGAGAAUGAUUUUUCCACAGGACGUGAUGGGUCUCUUCGCGCAGCAGCUGGGCAUUCGCGAACCCAAGCGCAUCGUGAAGGAAUUGCAGACGUUUACUGACACGUUUUUUUGCACGGCGAUGCAAACAAGCGUGGGGCAGGCGGCCAUGAGCAUCGUGCCGCGCAACACCACCUGCAUGACCGUGGUCCUGGCGAUGAGCAACCUGAUGGAGACGUCCAACCUGCAAAUUCCCGCGGCCUCGAAUAACGUGCGUCUCAGGCUGCGCAAGGACCCGAUCGUGCAAGCCAACCUGCGGAAGCAGGUGCGCGAGUUGGAGAAGGAGCUCAACGGGUUCCUGGCCAUCCCGCGGAACAUUUACCAGGAGCUCCGCCGGGGGCUGAAGGAGCGGGGGAAUCUGCACGAGAACCUGGACGUCACCUUUCUCAUCGCCGCCAAGACCAAACGGCUGUCGGUCCCGAUUUCGCCGGACCGGUGCCAGUCCGCCAACAUCGGCGCCUUCCUGAAGCGGCACACCGAGCGGAACAAGCGGCUCGCAAAAUUCUAUCACGAUCUGGGCUACCCCUCGCUGUACGUGGUCAUGCGCCCGGGGGAAGAGGAGUUUCUGAAGCUCACCGAUUGCCUGAUCGGAGACAGUGGCGGCCACGUGUUGACCAUCGACUACGGCGCGAGCUACGAACCCCUGGCGAACUCGCUCAGCGUGGACCCGAGCUACGACGGCAUUUUUGUUCCCCCCAUUCCGCACCAUCUCAUGGAGGAGCUUCCGCACUGCCACGGGGACUGGACCACGUGCGCCGGGAGGAUCGACUGGACCACCUUCGUGGACUUCACGAACAUGGCCGCCGCGGGCCAGGAGCUCGGCUACGAGACGGUGUGGUACGGACCCCAGAGCUUUCUCGAGCAGAUGUCCAGCCUCAGUGUGAACGAGGACGCUGUGGUGGCGGAUCACAACACGGAGACGCACCCCGGGCGGGCCACAAGCCCACCGCUUCCCGGAGCCAAACCGCGUAAGAACCUGGUGGUCGUGAAGGAGGAGCCAACGGAGGGCUACAGCACCAUCGAAAACGUGGACUGGGUGAACCGCCACGCAAUCAACUGGUACGGUCCAGAAAAGGCGGAACCUUGGCAGCAACGCUGGACCGGGUUCAAAGCACUCCUGCAGCGGGUUCCGCCCACGUUGGCCUACCUCGAGCGGAAGCAGUUUGCGCCGGCGUUGGGCGAUUUCGUCACCACAAUAUCCUGUGCAAAACGAAAACUGUAUCGUAGUCGUCUGAAUUGCGCUCUCGUCCUGUCGACUUCGAGACGCAUCUACUUACGUUUUUACUUGAAGCUUCAUGGCGAAGCCUAUUUUUUGUCUUCAAUCAAAACAGCAGGAUCUUCCACACGAUUUUACUUGAUACUAAAACGAAGGUAGUUUUGCAAAAAUGCAUACACGACCUCAACAAGCAGCUCCUCUCGAGCUGCAACCGGCGCAGCGAGUGGAAGUACUAAAGCGCAAGCUGCUGUUGCCGCGCAACAUGCAGUCCCGAAGAGCAGCCAGACCACGCUGGCACCGUCGUCCGCCAAAAAUCGUGUGAACAGUGCGCAACUGACGGAGCAGAUCGCCCUCGAACGCUUGCUAUCAGACGCAAGAAAAACGAAACAUCACUCAUUAUCAAACUUCCGUCUUGAAAUUGAUGAGAUGAUAUGAAUUUCGAGUGCCCGUCGAUGUUGUGUCAACCCCCAAAUUGUUUUUUCCUUUCAGGUACGAAAAAGACCAGGCGAAACCGCCGAAGAAUUUGCAUGCUGCACUGGGGAAACAUUGCAUGCAGCGAUGUCACAGAAGAGUGCUCGCGGGCUGAAAAAGAUCAUGACAGUCAAGAACUCCUUAAUGUAAGUCCAACCGGACAGAACGAGCUACCUAAAAACACAUGGUGAUGGAUGAAGUUCUGAUUUUCCGCGUUCAUUCCGUUCGUCAGAGGUUGAGGCGACGCUCGCCGCCACGGGGCGCCGGGCACACAGAGGACUCGAGGAAGUUGCAGCGAUGAGCGAAAUAAGGGCAGAAGCAUCCUCCGGUGCCAAAAGGGAAAACGACAAAACCUCGGCAGGUGGAACAAGUGUGAUCGCAGGGGCAAACGUUUCCAGUAACGCGACUGGUUCUAGUACCGCAAGCUCAGGGACUGGUAGUAAAGCCUCAACGGCGGCAGGCACUGGAACCGCGCCGACGGCGAUCAUGCCGACAAAGACUACAACGACCGAGCAUCACUACGACAUCGUGCAGUUUCCGACCUGGCACUUGGACUCGACAGACAUCGACAGUUGUUGGUUGUUUGAUCCCACGAACAUGCCUAUUGCGGAUUGGUCGAGCAUCAACUCGAUAGCAACGAACGCCACCACAAGGCAAGUGCUCUCCGUACUGAACGUGGAUGUAGACCGCGCGCUGGGGGAGCGGUACGCGAUGGGCUACGAAGACGCGCAGUUGGCCGUGCGUCUCGUAGAUUUUCUCGUGAAGAGUUAGGGAUGAAGGCAGCCGUGUGGUUUCUGGGGAUGGAACUGCGAAGCCGCACAGGUCUCUGUUGACCUUGCGGGUGCUGGUUUUAUUUUUGCCAUGACAUAGAAGAGAGCUGCCCGCGUGUCCAGUGCCGCUUGGAAACGCAGCAUAGGUACUUGCCAGCGGAUUUGCAAUUGGCUUCGACCGCACAAGACUAGUUGAGUACUACGCACGUCCUUGGGAAAGCUCGGGGACAUCAAUCUCUUCCGUACUCUUGCAUUGCAGCCGGUGCUAGCAGGUUUGUCGUGCAAAAACUACAUUGCUGCAAGUAUCUAAAGUUUGUGUGAUGCGCUACGAUCUGACUGUGACGUCCGCCAUAUACCAUUCCCGAUACCACGAAUGUUACAUUUCUACUAUCAAACUGAGAGUGGUGCCCCGCUCUCAGAGGACGCGAACUCUAUUUGUGCAUCUCGAUUUUUAUGCAGCAUGCAUCCAAACGGGUUUUCGUUUUAGUUUUAGAAGCGAAAGCCUGUGAUCUUAGGCUUCCGGAAGGAAUGAAAAGUAUGAAUAGAUGCAGCGGGCCUUGUCUGUUAUUUCCGCUGCUUUAAACGUUCAGAUUCAGGGGAUAGAAGCUUGUGGUCCCAGCAAACACAAAGAGCGUGCUCCAUUUUUGCAAGGUCUCGGGAGGAGGACGGGGCACUACUUUCUACUGUGAUGCCUGGAAAAGUCAGGGGUGCAACGCGAUGUCGAAUCCGGACAGUAUCAGUUUGAAAUGGAAACCGUGGAUGAGGGAAAGGUAUAAAACGUGUAAAGUUGGCAAUCAGGAUUGUAAGUUAUCCGGUUUUUUUCGCGAUAUGACUGUUUUUCUCUUUUUUUUCUAAUUACACUAGUUGCGAAAAUCGUGCCAGCUCUAGAUUUAGAUCGCGCGCCCCCGCCCGCAGAACACAGCACAAGGAGGUUCCUGCUUGCAAAUUUUGGUAUGGUGCAAACUGUUCGCGCUGUCUACAUGCGAAAGUAGAGCAAGACAUGGAAAUUCCAUCAUUCUGCACGAAAAGGUGGCUGCCCGUGUGGAAGGAGGACGUGCUGCAUAUGAAAAAGAAAAGCGUUUCUGAAGCAUAUAGUACGACCCAGUAAAAACUUUGCAGUUGUUUUUUGUGUUGCAUCAGUGCAUUUUGCAUUUCGCCUCCGACACUAACUCAACAAAGUACUCGAGUUCCUCACUGAACGUGGUGUCAGCGAGCCUUCCGGAUUUUCGCCAGUCGCGGUACCUCUAGAAGUAAUCUGAGAAAAAAAAAUGCGCGUGUCAUUGAUUCUGACGCAUUGAAUAAAAGGAAGCACGGUGUUCUGGACUCAUAUUCCGUCGUGGGGGGUCGCGGUGCCGCGGGCGCUUUUUAGUUUGAUGUUGCAGCGCGUGGGCCCUGCAGUGAUGAGCAUGUUGCGGUUGGAAGCGCAGAAUGCGGCAAUCGAUAUCCAACACAAAAGGGCACGUGCACCACAAAGGAGAUGUGUUACAAGAUUGCUGUGACUGAUGAAAAACUAUGCAAUGAAUGUAGAGACGUCUGCUACGGAAACAAAAGCUUUUUGUUUUUUUCCAGGCAAAAUGAAACUCAUACUUCCCUGCGCGAAGCCCGCGAGAAGGAGACGUUUCAGUUUUUCAUGCUGACCAGACCCGAGGAGACUGUGGUCAUGUUGACGUGGAGAGUUGUUCGCUGCUACUUAUCCAUAUGCAUGAGUGUACUUUUCUGUAGGAUAAUCGGGCGCCACUAUCCCUAUGAGUGUCUCGCGGCACAGACGUUUCGCGUGAUGUGCGGCCACACGCUAACACAGCGACUGAUGUAGUAGUACCUCUGCGCGGCGCGAAAAGACGAAGCAGCGCAGAAUGGGUGCGAAGGAGCUUAGAUCCAGCAGCUCCUGCAGCACGGUAACCGACGAGGAGUAGGAUCAUUUUCUGACCGAGCGGAAUUCCCGGUGGGCAGCGGUGAGGCGGAUUGCCUAUCGGACGACACAACCUCCGACUCUGCGUCCCCCUCCGCUGGCAAUUGUUGCUUGUACCUACAAAGUAUCGCAUCUAGUCUUGGUUUCCUAAACUCUCUCUGUACCACACUCUCCAGAACCCCAGACAGAACCGACAUUCGUUCUGUUGGACCUUCAGCCGCGCCUUUGGGUACCAUGGGUGCUGGCAGCAACAGAAAGUUUAUUUGCACGAGGGAUUUUACUCGCGCAGCAGGGACAGCCAAAUAAAAGCCAACGUUUCCCGCACAAAAUCGGGCACUGUGCCUGUUGCAGACAUCUUUUAGCAAAAAAUUAUUCUUGGGAUUUUGAUUAUGAUUUUUUAAAUUUUUUUCUCAGCUUUACUUACUCAACUCUGUUCUUUCGGUUUCUCGGCCCACUCAGAGCGAUUCCAUACUGAUACGCGCCAUUUCUUGGUGAACAUAGCGAUUGCCAGCGGGUCAUACCUCACAUCUGACCGCAGGUGUCUCUGCAUUGAUUUUAGGUUUGUCGUCAAAAGAGGGAUUCUAACAGGCAAUGUGCAGGAAGAUGGAAUUCACGACAGUGACGUGUCCUGAUCGCGCGAAGUGUUGGUGUGCUGGAUCACUAUACGACCUAGCCGAGUUUUCAAGUGUUGGU
This is a messenger RNA of Amoebophrya sp. A120, 11568 nucleotides long. Lineage: Eukaryota; Dinophyceae; Syndiniales; Amoebophryaceae. The record is from the annotation of a GenBank genome assembly.